AUGUCAGAGACCGAUGCAGGUGGCAGAGACGGGGUGGUAGAUGGAGAAGUGUCUGCAUUCUUGGGACUACCCCCACAGAAGACCGAGACAAUUGACCCAGAGAUUGUUCGCGUGAUAAGAACAAAAAUUCAGGAAUUCAGUCAGCUCAAAUCCCAAAAUAUGAGACUCACAGUCACUAUAGAUGAAGUCAAAUCUGUAUCCACAAAGCGAAACGAAGCUUUGAGGGCAGAAGUCGAAAAGGCACUCAGGGAAAGCGACAAAAUAAGAAACGAGAGAGAUGAAUUGGAUAAAUCGAUAUCUGAAUUGAGCAAUGAAAGGACGAAUUUGAUCAGCAAUUUAGAGACUUCUAAGAAUGAGGUCAAGGAGCAAUCGGAACAGAGAGACUUGUUGAAGAAGGAUAAACAGGAUAUCGUUAAUCUCUUAGCGGAGAAGGUGGAGGAAUUGCAAGGCUCCAAGAAUGAAUGCGAUAGAUUUUUGAAACAAAAUAAAGAUCUGCGCAAUAAAAUUAUGGAACUAGAGAGUCUGAAUCAAAAUUUACAAUUCAAUGAUUUGAACAUCAAGGCCGAAGUCCAAACGCUAGAACAAAGAUUAAAUUUGAUUACAAAAAACAACGAAUGGCUGGAAGAACAAUUCAACAGUCAAAGCGAGGAGCUUGUUUCUUUGAGACAAUCUUUCAGCUCUAAGCUGCAAGCUAGUGCAAAAGAGCUUUCAAUUGUUAAGAAUGACCUUCAAUUAGAACAAACAACGAAACAAGUUAUCAUAGAGAAAAAUGAUGAAUUAUCGAAGAAUUUGCAGGAGAAGAUGUUACAAGUUAAAGAGUUAAGCGAUACGUUGGCCACAGAAAAGGGCGAAUUCCAAAGAGAGAUGUCCUUAAAACAACGGUUGAUUGACUUGUUAGAGAAGCAAUCAACGUCAUUGAAAAAUGAACUUAAAUUUGCCUCAGAAAGAAAUGAUUCGUAUUCAUCAGAUGCUGGUGAGAACAAAUCUUUACAUAAUGAAAGAGAAAAACUCAUAUCGGAUUUGGCAGAAUUAAGGUCAAAGUAUGAAAAUUCAGAGAGUGAACGUCUACGACUGGAAGCAUUGGUCGAAGAGUUUAUGCCAAAUGACGAGAAACUUGAAUUAAAUGAAAACUCAACCAUGCUCACAUCAUAUAAUACAGACUCCUCUACACCGUCGCGCAAACUUUAUGGUGAUCUAAGUAUCUUGAGAAGACAAUUAUUGAAAGAAAAGCACCAAAAGGAGAAUUUACAACGCCAAGUGGAAUCAUUUAUCAUUGAACUGGAGCACAAGAUUCCAGUUAUCAAUUCGUUUAAAAAGAGAACUGCAAUGUUAGAGGCAGAAUUAAACGAUGUUGCAUUGUUGUUGGAGCAUACCUCAAAUGAAAAGGAGACCAAGGAAAGAGAGUUUGAUAUGGUGAAUUCUAAGAUCAAACAGUAUGAGUCCAAUAUUCAUGAUUUGGUUAGACAACGAUCUGAUCUAGCUCAUCAGGUGCAGUACUUACUAUUGCACAUUUCGGUGCAAAACGACAACAAUGGACCUUUAACACAAGACGAGGUGGCUUUUGUAAAAAAGAUUUUGAAUAAUGAAGAUCCGAAUUACGCAAGUGACUCUCAGCGUGUCAUUUCGGAGAGGUUAUUGGAGUUCGAUAAUGUCAUUGCUAUGCAAGAAAAGAAUGCAGAACUUUUAAAAACCGUCCGAAAUUUGGCAGAUAAAUUGGAAGCAGAAGAAUUCGCUAGACGUUCCGAUAGUAUGACUAUCGAAAGUAAAACUAUAAAAGAAGCUAAGGAGGCUAUCGUUACGUUACAAUCAUUCAAUGAAAAGCUAGAAUCCAAAUUGAAAAGUAUCGAAAAAGAAAGGGACGCCUAUAAAACACUAGUUGCAGAUCGUAAGGAUCGAGAAAUGGCCAGUCCGUCUUCUUUAAAGAAGCAUGACGAAAUCGAAAAAGAGGAAAGCGAGAAGAAAAUUCAAACUCUUGAAGAUCAGCUGACAGCAGUAACAACCGAAUAUUCCAAGAAUAUUCGAAUGCUGAAUGAGGAAAUACAGCAACUAUACAAAGUUAAGAGUGAAAUCACCAUAAACUUAGAAAAGGAGAAGUUUUCAAGGCAAUUAGCUGAAGAGAGACUAAACCUGUCACAGAAUAGUUUAGAGCUGACACAGAAUGAAAACAGAGAACUGUCAAGAAGGUCUAAACAUCUACAGGAUCUCAUGGAAGCACAAGAUCAAAGAACAGGCAAAACUAUGGAUGAGUAUAUUGCCUGUAAAACUAAACUCGGUAUAGUAGAGUCCAAGAUAUCAAAUAUGGAGGCGGAAAGAGACCUUCUAAAGUCUUCAGAAAAUCGCCUAAAGGAUGGUUACAAAAAACUAUCUGAUGAAAAGAAUACUCUUAGAAUAAUGGUAACACAAUUGCAAACAUUGCAAUCAGAACGUGAGAUCAUGUUACAGAGCAUUCAAAAAGACCAUCAAGAGAAGAUCAAAAAUCUGGAAAGUGCUAUUAGUAAGGCUCAUGAAUCCUUGACUUCCAAGGAUUUGGAGAUCAAUACGAUAAAAGAGUCUUCCCAGAAUAAAAGUCAAAUAUGUGAAGAGAAAAUAGAUUCUUUACGGCAGGAAAUUAGUGAACUGCGAGAAAAAUUGACCGAAAAGACGGUUUUAGUGUGUAAACUAGAAUCUGAUGUCAAAAAUACAAAGAGAGAACUCGAGGAAAGUAAGGCUCGUAUUUCUUCUUUUGAUGUAUUAAAUGAUACGGAGAAUAGCGAAGGAACUCAGAAGAAUAUCUUUAAAGAUCUUGAGAAAGCUAAAAUUGCCCUUGCAGACGCGUAUUCUCAGGUUGAACAUUAUAAAGAGCUAGCUUCUUCAUCAGAGGAGUCCUUAAAUACAGUUAGAGCGGAAUACACCGAAGAUAGAGAAAAUUUGGCAACAACUUUAGAAAAUUUAAGAAAAGAGAAAGAUGGGAUGGAAGAACGUAUUUCUAGCUUGAAUAAGCAGCUACAAGACGUAAGCACAGAACUGAAAACUGAGAAGGAACACUCAGAUACAGAAAAAAGUGAACUACUCAAAAAAUUUUCAAUUUUGAAGGCUAACGAUCAGCCACUCGAAGAAAUGAAGAAAAAGCACGAGCUUCAGAUAGAGGAGCUUAAGAAAGAUCUGGAGGAACAAGCGUCAUACGCAAAUAAAGCUCAAAAAAAUUACGAGGAGGAGCUAAAAAAACACGAAGCCAUCUCGAAAACAGUUAGCGAACUAAGAGAGCAAGUUCGAGAUUAUAAAUUGUCUGCAGAACAUCUUAAAUCAUCAAGAGAUCAACUAAGCGCCACUCUAGAGGAAAGCGAAAAAAGUUGGCUGGUACAAAAGUCUGAUCUUGAGGCCCAGUUGGAUGCUAACAAAGAACGUCUCGAAGACCUUUCUACUCAAAACAAACUUUUGUAUGAUCAGGUUGAACUAUUCUCAAUGAAGGCAGGAGAUCAACAAGGUGUUACUUUCACCGAAGAACAUGAUCUUUUGGUCAGCCUACGUCGCGAGAGAGAUAUUCUGGAAACUAAGCUUGCUGUCAGCGAUAGAGAAGUUAAAACCCUCCGUCAGAAGCAAACAAUCUUGGAGAAUGAGCUGAAAAUGGCACGUGCCCAGGCGGCUGAGCUCAAGGAAACAGAUGCAAAGCGUCAAAGUUUUACAAUUGAACACCAGAAAAUUAUGGAACAAUUGAAUCAGUUGAACUUGAUGAGAGAAAGCAAUACCACCUUACGAAAUGCUGCCCAGGCCGCGAACAAGAAGAAUGACGAUCUUCGUGAAGAGCUAGACAAUCUGCAGAAAAAAUUAAUUCCAUUACAAUCGGAGAAUGCUAGUUUGCACGAUACAAUACAGGAGAAAGAUCAACAAAUAAUUCUUUACAAAAGCGAGUCAAACCGUUGGAGAGAGCGCUCUCAGGAAAUUUUGCAGAAGCAGGAGAGAAUUGAUCCGGAGGAAUAUGAAAAACUAGGCAAUGAGGUGUCUUCUUUGAAAUCUCAACUUGAGGAGCGAAUCAAAGAGAAUACUGACUUGAAUGACAGAUUCAAUAGGCUCAAGAAACAGGCACAUGAAAAGCUAAAUGCUUCUAAAAAUGCUCAAACGACGUUGACUUCAGAACUGAACGAAUUACAGGAGGCUAAAAAGAAUCUAGAAGAAUCCUUACAAAAAGAGACUAUAAAAUGUCGUGAUCUGGAGUCAAAACUUGCUCAAACUAUGAGCUCUGUCGAAUUUGAGAAGUUACAGGAUGAUUUGGCCAAAGCACUUCUCAGAUCAAAUGAAGUUGAGGAGAGCCUUCAAGACACUGUUAACUCUUCGAAUACAUUGACAGAACAUCUCAAGAACGAGAUUGCCUCAUUGAAAAAUGAACUCUCGAUUUUGAAGGCGAAAGAGGAAACAACUCGUGCUGCAAUUUCUGGCCAAAAUGAAGACCUAUCAAAUGUAGUGGAAUCUAUGAAGCAAGCUUUUGAGCAAGAAAAAAUCGAUUUCAUCAAGACAAAAACGGAGGAAUUCAAUAAGCAACUCGAAAUGCAUAAAAGUCAUACUCCAGCAACUCAAAAUGUACCUCAAAUCAGUAACAUCGAUGAAGAAAAGAGAAAAUGGGCAGACGAAUACGAAUCUGCCGUACUACAACGAAUUCAGGAGGCCGAAGAAAAUUUAAAAAGACGGAUCAGGAAGCCAACAGAGGAUAGAAUCAAUAGCGUCAUUGAGAAAAAGAAGCAAGAGUUAGAAGAUGAAUACAAAAAGAAGCUUUUCAUUCAAGAUAAUGAAAUCCCGCUGAGUGAUCAACAACGGGAAGAAAUACGAAAAGAGCUUGAGAAAGAUUUGCAAAAUCAUUUCGAAAAUGACUUGAAAGAAGCCAAAAAGAAGUCUUUUGAAGAAGGCAAACAGCAAGCAUCAAUGAAAACCACAUUGUUAGAAAGAAAGAUUUCAAAACUUGAGACGCAACUUAAAGAUAGAGAGAAUGGCGCUGAAUUGAAAGAGGCCAAAAAGCCGUCAGAAAACGAUGAAUCAAGUGAUCUUUCUACACUUUCAAAGAUAGACGAGAGUGCUGAGGCUGGGAAAAAACCCAGCCGACCACCCACCUCAGGCGAACAAGUUUUGAAAUUAAAUAAUAAUCCAACCUUUGGCUUUCAAACAACGCCUAAUAGCAAUCCUUUUACGUCAUCCUUUCAAAACACUAGCUUUGAAAACAACUCAGUAUUCGGAGCUAAACCAUCCUUCGGGGUAGCAGGCAAUGGUGAGUCAUCUCCAUUCGGUAAAUUUGCGACAGGUUUUGGAAGCAAUGUUCAAAAACCAACAUUUUCUCUGGCACCUACACCGAUGGUCGAGAAACCUGAAGAAGCAGAAAAUGCGACCGAAAAAGAAUCCUCGGGGGAAUCAAAUAAUCCCUCCCCUUCAAAAAGACCCACAGAAAGUGAGGAACAGACCGAAAACAAGAGAUUGAAGGAAGAUUCUACAGAAUAA
Molecule: messenger RNA, 5460 nt
Organism: Zygotorulaspora mrakii
Lineage: Eukaryota; Fungi; Ascomycota; Saccharomycetes; Saccharomycetales; Saccharomycetaceae
Gene: MLP2
Product: Mlp2p
Exons: 1
Coding region: 1-5460 (1819 amino acids)
Biological process (GO): protein import into nucleus; mRNA export from nucleus
Cellular component (GO): nuclear pore
Molecular function (GO): structural constituent of nuclear pore
Source: RefSeq, a predicted model, not a curated record